Gekko japonicus is the source of this 2045-nucleotide messenger RNA. It is a transcript of the gene CCNE1, whose product is annotated as cyclin E1. Gene Ontology annotation, biological process: regulation of cyclin-dependent protein serine/threonine kinase activity; G1/S transition of mitotic cell cycle. NCBI's taxonomy places the organism in Eukaryota, Metazoa, Chordata, Lepidosauria, Squamata, Gekkonidae. Gene Ontology annotation, molecular function: cyclin-dependent protein serine/threonine kinase regulator activity. The record is from RefSeq and is a predicted model, not a curated record. The coding region runs from base 335 to 1564 and encodes 409 amino acids. Gene Ontology annotation, cellular component: cytoplasm; centrosome; nucleus. The transcript has 12 exons.
UCGCCUGAGGGGAUUCCGGGGGUGGCGAUGGCGGCGGCCAGCUGGGGCGGCGAGGCGAGGCGGGGGCUGCCCCGCGGGAGACUUAAAGGGCCCGGCUGGUGGCGACGGCGGGCGCGCCAAAAAAAAGAGGGCCGGCCUGGCUGGGGCCUGGAUCCGCCGCGCUGCGCUCUGCUCUGCUCUGAGGAGGCGCCCAGGCCAGACGGCGAGCCCGCCUCCCCGAGUCCCGCCCGCCAACGCCACAGACACACUCUCGCGCGCCGGGCCGCCUCGGGGAAGAAGGUCCUCCUCGCCAGAGGGGCCUGAGCCUGCCUUGUACUGAUCUCUCCAGGCUACCAUGCCUAGCAAGAGCGACCACAAGGACAAGAAAACUCCGACGGAGGAUGAAGCGGGUGCUGAUUUGGCCACCCGAACUCGCAAAAGAAAAGCUGAUGUCGCAAUUUUUUUACAUGAUCCAGAUGAAGAAAUUUCUACAGUGGAAAUGUCCAAGAAGAAACAGAAUGAAAGCCAGCAGCUAUCGUCCAGGUCUGAAGCACACGCAAAUCCCCAUAUGUUGAUCCCCACACCAGACAAAGAUGAUGAGCUGGCAAGUCCAAACUUCUCCUCUUUCAUGCAUCAGAGUCUUCUUUCAGCUAGAACUUCGCCACUGCCUGCUUUGGGCUGGGCAAAUAGAGAUGAAGUGUGGAAAAACAUGAUCAACAAAGAACAGACAUAUGUGAGGGACAAGCAAUAUAUGCAAAGGCAUCCUCUCUUGCAACCUAAAAUGCGGGUAAUUCUCCUUGACUGGUUAAUGGAGGUUUGUGAGGUCUACAAACUCCACAGAGAGACAUUUUACCUGGCACAAGACUUCUUUGAUCGGUUCAUGGCAACACAACACAAUGUUGUAAAGACACUUCUGCAACUUAUUGGGAUUUCAUCUUUAUUUAUAGCCGCAAAACUUGAGGAAAUCUAUCCCCCAAAGCUGCAUCAGUUUGCGUAUGUUACAGAUGGAGCGUGUACAGAAGACGAAAUCCUAAGCAUGGAACUCAUUGUUAUGAAGGGACUGAACUGGAAUUUGAGUCCCCUGACAGUUGUAUCCUGGCUCAACAUAUACAUGCAAGUUGCCUACCUGAAUGACAUUUGUGAAGUGCUGCUCCCACGAUAUCCCCAACAAAUAUUUGUGCAAAUAGCAGAGCUUUUGGAUCUUUGUGUGCUAGAUAUUGGCUGUCUGGAAUAUACAUACGGCGUUUUAGCCGCUUCUGCCUUGUAUCACUUCUCUUCUUGUGAGCUGAUGCAGAAAGUUUCGGGUUAUGAAUUGUGUGACAUAGAAGAUUGUGUGAAGUGGAUGGUUCCUUUUGCACUAGCCAUCAGGGAGGUGGGGAGCUCUGCGCUCAAACAUUUCAGGGGCAUUCCUGAAGAAGAUUCGCACAACAUACAAACGCACAUAAACACCUUUGGUUUGUUGGAUAGAACUGAAGCAAAACGGGUCACGGUGGCUGAGAAAAACCAGACAUCGCCUGUACCCACUGGUGUCCUCACCCCACCCCAGAGCAGUAAGAAACUGUCCUGUACAUCUCAGCAAUUGUGACCAUGCAAGCUGUCCAGAGUUUUCGGCUGAAGUGCCUCUCUUUUUUAUUGCCAAUUCUUGGUUCUCCUCUACCAGGAGACACUGCCAAUGACUGAAAAGCGUUAAGAAUUCCUUUAAAAAGGGAGAACUUUUUAACAUUUCUUUUUUUAAUGAUGGAAGAAAAUUUGCAUUAUGAGAACUAUUUUUAUUGAACACUUUUUGAAAAUGAACUGAUCGAGUUCACCAGCCGCCACCCCCCCCAAAAAACAGGCAUUUGCUUGAAUUGCUGCUAAGGAAGGUGAUACUUGAUGUGCUGAUGGAUUGAGAAAGGGCUCUGCCCUCUGCUGCUUUUGGAGCUCUGAACACGAGAUGCUUUAGCUUUGAACUAGCUGUGGAGAGCAAGCAUCUCUUCAGACCUUUAGUUUACAGGUUGGUACUUCUUUUUAAAAAACCUUUGUGUAAAUUAUAUGGUGUGUCUUGACUUUUAAAUAAAAUGCUGUCU